UAGCCAAGUGGUUUAGCGAGAGAAAAAAAACUAAAAAAAGAAAGACGAUCAGAUAGACACAACUAUGGCAACAUCCUUUUACUCAGGCUUAAAAUGGCUGUUACAUCUUUAAAGAAAGAGCUGUCAAAAAGAUUGGGAUUCAAAUCGAACAUUCUUAUAGCUUUGGCUGCAUUUUGGGUGAAUUUUUGUCUGCUCGGUGUCCUGAGGUCCAAUGCUGUGAUAUAUCGGGCACUUGUUGAUGUAUUCCAUGUUAAACGAGAAGAUGCCGCUUGGCCUUCUGGGAUAUUCGGAUUUUUCAUGUGCGUUACAGGCGCUUUAUCAGGGUUCCUCACCCAUCACAUAAGUAUACGAAAUCUGGCUGUGAUAGGCGCAAUUCUAGCUUCAGUUUCAGUAAGUACUUGCAGUCUUGCCUCAGAGAUGCACCACAUAGUUUACCUGUAUGGAGCUUUGCAAGGUAUAGGUGUCGGAAUCAUUGUACCUCUAACUCAUGUUGUUCUGAACAAAAGCUUCACGAAAUACCGCGCAUUUGCCUUAGGAAUCGCCUAUUCUGGCUCCUCGUUAGGUUCCUUCGUGUUUCCUCCAGUGACUAAUGUCUUGCUGUAUACAUAUGGUCUUGAUGGAACGUUUCUCCUGUUGGGCAGCAUCAUGUUGAAUUCUUUGGUUGGUGCUAUACUCUUUAAUGCGUCCGACCCUGAGAGAGAAAAGGAGAAUAAACAGUACCUCCCACAAUGUGCAACGUUGUACGAGAAUUCAAAUAAACAAAAUAAUUGCAGUAUUGUACAGAAUGGUUUUGUUAAAUAUGAAUCGGAUAUGAAAGAUGGCGAUAGAUUAAAUGAAAAGAGUCUGGAGCCCGUCUUGAAGAGAUCUCUCACAAAUAGAGAACUGUACGCAGAUCAAGAAGAACGUGGAACUCUCUGCAAUCCAAAAAGCUGCUGCAAAUCGAUGCCUAGUUUCAAAAUGGCAAUCGAAAUUCUGUCUAGUCCUCACUUCCUUAUUGUAUCAGCUGCUUACGCUGUCUACUUCUCCACUUCUGCCAUUUUCCUCAUGGUUGUUAUGGACUUUGCUAAAGACAGGGACGUCGAUCUCGAAGAUAGUGUCUAUUUGGUGUCUGCAUUCUCUAUCGGUGACUUUGCUGGACGCCUGAGCUUCGGAUGGAUAGCAGACACCCAGUUCGUGAAAAGAAAUGUUCUUGUUCGUAUUUAUUUAUUGGCCAUGGGCAUACUCACCUCCUGCUUGCCCAUAUGCCCAGUGCCAUCUUUACCUGUGUUUUCCGUCAUGCUUGGGUUACUCAACGGCAGUGUGAUUGUUAACCACUCAGUCCUCCUGAACGAAUACCUAGGAUUGGAAAAAUUGCCACUUGCUGUCGGCUUUUCCACGUGCAUUGUGGGGAUGAGUGCAUUUGUGAGACCGAUAAUUAUAGGUCUCUUUCGAGAUCGGCAUGAAAGUUACGACCAUCUUUUCGUAUUUGUUGGGCUUCUUCAAGUGUCUAUCACAGUGAUAUGGUUUGCAGGAACGUUAGGUUUACUAAUUAGGCGAAGAUUUUUUGUAAAUAAAAUUGUUGAAUAAACAUUUUUCUUCUAA
Argiope bruennichi is the source of this 1581-nucleotide messenger RNA. Its product is annotated as monocarboxylate transporter 12-like. The transcript has 6 exons. Gene Ontology annotation, biological process: transmembrane transport. The record is from RefSeq and is a predicted model, not a curated record. Lineage: Eukaryota; Metazoa; Arthropoda; Arachnida; Araneae; Araneidae. Bases 94 to 1566 code for a protein of 490 amino acids. Gene Ontology annotation, molecular function: monocarboxylic acid transmembrane transporter activity.